AUGAAAUUUCGCGACGGACAAUGGCUGGUGGCUGAGGGGGUGCGCGUCGAGUACGCCGAAGAGGUGUACCGAAUUACUCCCACGGCAUCAAACAAAGGGAUCAGUCUCCUGUGCCCGACGCGCAAGGUCAUGACUCGGGGAGAUACCCUGAAUCUGGGAACAGUCAGUCUGGACAUCGAAGCAGCAUUCGACGGUGUCAUCUCAAUCGAAGCCACCCAUUGGCAAGGCGCUGUCCGCCGUGGACCGGACUUUGACCUCUUCCCAGCCGGCCGCCCCGAUGCUGAGGCCAGGAUCACCAAGACUGAGACCGGCACGACCCUCACUGCCGGCAGUCUCUCAGCGACAGUUAGCGGCAAACCGCACGAAUUCAACAUUACUUUCCACUCCAGCGACAAGAAUGGAAAGCCCCUGACUACCCUCCUAAACCGCUCCGUGGGCUACGCCUACACGCCCGCCACGAGCAACCCGAAGCAGCUGGCGGAUAUGCGCAACAUCAAGCACUACACCUUCACACAAACCACGCUCGGUGUGGGUGAGUCCAUCCACGGCCUGGGCGAGCGCUUCGGCCCGUUCAACAAAGUCGGCCAGAAAGUGGAGCUAUGGAACGACGACGGCGGCACGUCGUCGGACCAGGCGUACAAGAACAUUAGCUUUUACCUGAGUUCUCGCGGGUAUGGCGUUUUCAUCGACACGCCCGAGCGCGUGGAGCUGGAAAUUGGCAGUGAGAGGUGCUGCCGUCUCCAGACGAGCGUAGAAGGUCAGCGCCUUAAGUGGUACAUCAUCCACGGGCCGUCGCCGCGGGAGAUCUUGAGCAAGUACUCCAUCCUCACCGGCGCACCGGGUGGCGUCCCAAGUUGGUCCUUUGGCUUGUGGCUAAGCACGUCGUUCACCACUUCGUACGACGAGAAGACGGUCAACAGCUUCCUGACGGGCAUGAAAGCCCGCGAUAUCCCCGUCGAGGUUUUCCACUUUGACUGCUUCUGGCUCAAAGCUUUCCAGUGGUGCGACUUUGAGUUUGACCGUGAGAUGUUUCCGGAUCCCAAGGGCCAGAUCAGCCGGCUCAAGGCGGACGGAAUCGUCAAAAAGGUCUGCGUGUGGACAAACCCCUAUUUGGGUCAAGCAUCGGCCGUGUUUGCGGAAGCCGCGGCCAAGGGGUAUCUGCUGAAGCGUAAGAAUGGCGACAUCUUCCAGUGGGAUCUCUGGCAGACAGGCAUGGGUAUCGUCGACUUCACCAACCCGGAUGCCUGCGCUUGGUUUGUGGGGUGUCUGGAGAAGCUGUUCGACCAGGGUAUCGACUCUAUCAAGACUGAUUUUGGCGAGCGUAUCCCAUUCGAGGAUGUGCAGUGGUUCGACACGUCGGUGGACCCCGGGAGAAUGCACAAUUUCUAUGCCUUCAUAUACAACAAGCUAGUCUAUGAGGCGUUGCAGAAACGCUACGGAAAGAACGAGGCCGUUCUGUUCGCGCGUACCGCCACGGCCGGAAACCAACGAUUCCCCCUCACUUGGGGUGGCGACUGCGAGUCGACGCCCGAAGCCAUGGCCGAAUCGGUCCGCGGCGGCCUCUCGCUCGGUUUGUCGGGGUUCGCCUUUUGGAGUGUGGACAUUGGCGGGUUCGAGGGGUCCCCGCCGCCGUGGAUCUACAAACGGUGGGUCGCGUUUGGCCUGCUCUGCUCCCACUCCCGUCUGCAUGGCUCCAACUCGUAUCGGGUGCCGUGGACGGUCGACGAUGACGACAAGACCGAGGAAGGCUGCUCCGCGACACUCCGCAAAUGGACGCAUCUCAAGGCGCGGCUCAUGCCGUACAUCUUUUCCCAGGCCCAGGAGUCGAUCAAGGGCGGCCUCCCGCUGAGCCUCCGAGCCAUGUGUAUCGAGUUUCCCGAUGACCCGACUGCGUGGACUCUUGAUCGCCAGUUCAUGCUGGGCGACAGCCUGCUCGUCGCGCCUAUCUUUGAAGAAGAUGGAACCGUACAGUUUUACCUCCCUCAGGGUCCGUGGACCAACUUUUUUAGCGGGGAGGUCAUAGUUGGAUCGGGCUGGCACACCCAAACGCAUGGAUUUGGGACUUUGCCGUUGUUCGUCCGACCGAACACUCUCCUGGUCCUCGGGAAAGAGGGUGAAACUCGGACGGUGUACGACUACACCAGCGACGUCGAGGUGAGGAGCUACUUUGCCGAAGACGGUGCUACCAUGAACUUGGUGGACAACCAGGGGAACUCAGUUGGGAAGUUGGAGAUGAAGGGAUCCGAAAUCCUGGGGUUGGAGCAACUCAAGGGGAACUCAACCGUUGCGGUGAUCAGUAAAUAG
Molecule: messenger RNA, 2304 nt
Organism: Dichotomopilus funicola
Lineage: Eukaryota; Fungi; Ascomycota; Sordariomycetes; Sordariales; Chaetomiaceae
Product: glycosyl hydrolases family 31-domain-containing protein
Exons: 3
Coding region: 1-2304 (767 amino acids)
Biological process (GO): carbohydrate metabolic process
Molecular function (GO): carbohydrate binding; hydrolase activity, hydrolyzing O-glycosyl compounds
Source: RefSeq, a predicted model, not a curated record